Messenger RNA from Entamoeba invadens IP1, 4614 nucleotides. Its product is annotated as protein serine/threonine kinase, putative. Bases 1 to 4614 code for a protein of 1537 amino acids. Lineage: Eukaryota; Evosea; Mastigamoebida; Endamoebidae. The transcript is spliced from 2 exons. Gene Ontology annotation, biological process: protein phosphorylation. Gene Ontology annotation, molecular function: ATP binding; protein kinase activity. The record is from RefSeq and is a predicted model, not a curated record.
AUGUGUAAAUUAUUAUAUUUACUUCAAUUGCUAUUGAUUGGUGUAUCCUCUGAAAAAUGCGAAGCCGGGUAUUAUCUAAGUGAAGGAAAUUGUGUAGAGUGUAAAGAUGGAUAUUAUUCAGUUAAAGGAACUGUUGACGAAUGCACAAAAUGUAACGAGUUGUGUGCGGCCUGCGAUAAAACAAAUGGGAAUUGCACAAGUUGUGUUGGUGGGUGUAGUUUCAAUGGUCGUAGCUGCUUGUUGUGCGCUGCUGGGUAUUUUUCAAAUGGUGGAACAAGUUCAUGCACAGUGUGUCGGAGUGGUAGUUACUCGCUUGGUGGUGCUUCUACGUGUUUAAGUUGUGAUUCUACAUGUGGUAGUUGUGAUAAAACCAAUGGCAACUGCACAACAUGUAAUUCUGGUUAUAUAUUGACGGAUGGCAGAUGCACACCAUGUCGGGCAGGGACGUAUCCAAGUGGCGAUAUGUGUGUGAAGUGUCCAACUAACUAUUACUCAUCAAGUGGUUCUAUUUCAUGUACAAAGUGCGACACGACGUGUGUGACAUGCAAUUCAACGAAUGGGUAUUGCACAUCGUGUCAAAUUGGAUAUGCCACCAACAACAAAGUGUGUACAAUAUGUGCAAGUGGGUAUUACGAGCACAAUAACGCAUGCAAGCCGUGUGAGAAUGGGACGCAUUCAUCGACAGGCGGGAGCACUGAAUGCAAGCCGUGUCAGGGUGGGUAUUACAGUCUGAUUGGGUAUUCUGAGUGUGUACAUUGUGAUGGUCUGUGUGGUGAUCACUGUGAUGCUGCAAGUGGGAAGUGUCUGAGUUGCAUAAGUGGAUAUGUCUUACAACCAACAGGCGAGUGUGUUGGCUGUGAAGGUGGGCAAUAUGCAAAUACAGCAACAAACAGCUGCAAGUUGUGUGCUGCUGGAACGUAUUCAGAACAGAAUGCGACGUCUUGUACAAGUUGUGUUGAAGGGCACUAUUCCUUUGAAGGUGCCACCAGAUGUAAGGCAUGUUCAUCUGUUUGCAACACUUGUGACAAAACAACUGGUGUGUGUCUGACGUGCUAUUCAGGGUAUCAACUAAACGCUUCGCAGAGCUGUGAGAUAUGCCGACGUGGGACAUACUCAUAUGGCAUAGAAUGUGUUGAUUGUGAAGAGAUGAAAUACCAAAGUGAGGAGGGGCAGUCUCUCUGUCUUGCAUGCAACACAAACUGUGCGUCGUGUGAUAAAACAAAUGGAAAGUGCACAACAUGCAAGGCUGGAUAUGGUUAUGAUGAUGGAAGUUGUACAUUGUGUCAUGAUGGCUACUAUUCCACAGGCGGGACAGCCAGUUGCAUGUCGUGUCCAGUUGUUUGUGAUAAUUGCAUCGGAGAGAGUGGUGUGUGCUCGUCGUGUUUAUCUGGUUAUAAGAAAGUUGGAGGUGAAUGUACAUCAUGUGCAUCAAAUGGAAAUUGCAAUUCGUGUGAUUCAGACGAAAAUGAGAGCAACAGAGUGUGUGUUGAAUGUGCAGAGAAUUAUUAUUUAAAUGAUAAAGACAACAGCUGCUACUUGUGCAACACAAUUGAUCCCAAUUGUGAAACGUGUUCACGAAAUGCAAAAGUGUGUGUUGCCUGCAGCGACGACUUUGUGACAAACGGCACAUCGUGCAACAAGUGUGGUGCAAGCGAAGUCAAAAUCGACACACAAAGCUGCAUGAAAUGUUAUGACGCCAUCAACAACUGCAACGACUGCACUUCGUGUGUGUUGGGCUACACUGAAGGUACUCACUACAACUACAUCACAAACACAUCAAUAUUAAAUGACAACAACUGUGUGAGGCAGGUGAACGCAACGUGCAUACAAUGCAAAAACAGUCUGCUUGUAAACGGAAGUUGCAUUGGUGUUGAUAGCAACUGCGUAAGACACUCGACAACGACGUGUGAUGUGUGUGCGACAGAAAUCAUCACAACUGCAAACUGUGGAGAAAUCACAGACAACUGCAAAUACACCAAAGUUGUGAGUGGUGUUGGUGAGUGUCUCCAAUGCAAAAGUGACGAGCUGUGUGGACUGCAACAGCAGCACUGCGCAAUUUCAAACAACUCGUUUUGCUAUUUGGCAGAAACUGGCUAUUCUUCAACAACAAAUGGAAUAAUGGAGUGUAUGAGUGGCAGUGUUUGUGUUCAAAUCGGCAACAAUGAAAUUGAUUAUAAGUGUGCAAAUUCAUAUGUGUUUGAUGGCAAAUACAAAUGUCAUGCCGAUGUCAAAUGCAGCAUAACCAAGUCGAGUGAUUGUGUUGGAUGCGUCACAAAUCACCACAUUGAAGACUACGCAUGCACACAAAACACAAUUGCAAAUUGUGAAAUCCAAAACAAAGACAUCUGCAUUAAAUGUGAUGCAACGACAAUCACAUCAAAUGGAAAGUGUUACUCAACUGACAAUUUGGACUGUGCUGUGUUUGAUGAUGUGUGCAAAAAGUGUUCAGCAGACAAAUACAAAACACUUGAGAAGUGUGAACUCAUUGAAACACAAUUCCCAUCAUGCCAGUCUGUUAUUGGAGAACACUGUGCUGAGUGUCAAAUUAACAACAAUUUAAUCGACGGCAUUUGUGUGACAAACACACUACAAAACACAACAAAGAGUUAUUUUAAAUUCAUUUUAAAUCAAUUACAAAACACACAACAAAAAAAUUAUAAAAGUGGCACCAAAACGUUAUUGAAAUUGGAAGAAAACGACGCGUCGAAUUGCAUUGAAAAGAGUUCAAAAGGGUGUUUGCGAUGUGCUGACACGUAUUACAUCGAAAAUGGUGUUUGUGUGAAGUGCGAGUACCCCUGCACAUACUGCUCAAAUCUGACAUUCUGCACAAAGUGUGACCAAUACUCAUAUCCAAACACAAAUGGGAAUUGCACAACUCUUGGAGAAAUUAUAACAACAUGUUUGGCGAUGAUGCCAAAUUACGAUGGAUGUGCUAUUUGCAAAGAUGGUUAUAAAAGAUCCACCGAUGGCAAAAGUUGUGACAAAUGCGAUGAAUCGUGUGCAACGUGUGAUUUCUUUGGUAAUUGUAUUGACUGCAACAACACAUUCUAUCGUAUUGAUACAAACGACAAAUACUGCAGACCACAAAGUGAGUUAAUUGGAUGUGUCAAUUCGAGUACUUAUGGCUGUUUAAUAUGUGGCGAUGGGUAUUAUUUACACACAAAUGUGUGUGAUAAGUGUGAUGACAAUUGCACACUUUGCACAUCACUGACAGAGUGCACAAGUUGUGUUGUAACACAUAUUUUAGUCGACUCACAGUGUGUCCAUUUCUCGAGUAUUUUAAAUUGUGUUUCUGCAUCAGACAACAAGUGCAUGCAAUGUGCUGACAAUUUCAAAGUCAAUACAGAAGGCACUCAAUGCGACAAAAAGACGAACUAUGGCUUGGUCGUUGUUCUUCCAAUUCUUUGUAUAUUAUUAUUAGUAAUAAUACUAUUUAUUAUUAUUAUAACAACGUUGAUCGUUAUACACCGAAAUCACAAAAAAGAACAAGAAAAAGGAAUUUGCGUGUUUGAAAUGAAACGUUCGAAUGUUUCAAUGAAAGUACUCAAAAAUGGGGUAUUAACAAACAAAACUGAAAUUAAUUACAACGACUCGAAUGAAUUUAUUCCAGUGGAAGCGGAGAGUAAAGAACUUCUUUGUACUGGAUUUGCAUGUGAAUUUGAAGUCUUUUUAACUCCCCAUUGUACACUUACUUUGGAAGACAAAAUUGCUGUUGUUACUUUGGAUAUAUCAACAGGGGAAAUGGCGACUUUCCCAAUAAAUUUGUUUGUUAAAACAGAGAAAACGACGCGACUUGACUUCGAUGAUAUUGUUGAAGAGAAGAAACUUGGGGAAGGGUCUUUUGGUAUUGUCUACAAAGGAAAAUAUGAAGGCGCUGUUGUUGCUAUUAAGAAGAUGAAAGAAGCAAAUAACACUACAAGUUCAAUUGCUGAAUUUGAGAAAGAAGUUUCUAUGUUAGACAAAUUUAGAAGUGAUUACAUCAUUCACUUCUAUGGCGCUGUUUUUAUACCAAACAAGAUUUGCAUGGUCACCGAAUUUGCACAAUUUGGGAGUUUACAAGACUUAAUUAAAAACAAAAGAAGUGAAGAAAUUGAGACUAAGUUGCGAGUAAAAAUGAUGAUAGACGCAGCUAAAGGAAUUCUGUAUUUACACGAGAAUGGGAUAUUACACAGAGACAUUAAACCAGACAACAUUCUUGUGUUAUCACUUGAUGUAAAUGAAAAAGUCAAUGCUAAAUUGACUGACUUUGGAUCAUCAAGAAAUAUCAAUAUGCUGCAAACUAACAUGACUUUCACUAAAGGUAUUGGUACACCAAAGUAUAUGGCGCCUGAGGUGUUAGACAGAAAGAAAUACAAGAAAGCGUCCGAUGUUUAUUCAUUUGCUAUGACUAUGUUUGAGGUGUUUCAAUGGGAUUUUGUGUUCAAAAAAGAUGAUGAGAGGUUUCAACACGUCUGGAAUAUCGCCGAUUUCAUUUCUAAUGGUAAACGAUUUGCCAGACCAAAUAAUAUUUCGAUGAAUGAAUUUGAUAUCAUUCAAAACGCUUGGGCACAAGACCCCAAAGAUAGAAUUCCAAUUGGAAAAGUUAUUGAAAAACUGGAGGAAUUAAAUCAUUGA